CUUCCGCUGGCGAUAUAUAUUCAAAGCAACCUAGCUUUUUUGCGACCAGAUAUUUUCAGUGAACCUUAUAACGGAGGAAUCCAGAUUCUUUGUCUUGCAAUAACAGGAAUUAUAUUACUAAGAACAUUUUUGGGGAUAAUUUGCUUGAUUAUAUUGGUUAUACGUAAAUUAAAAAGGAGGCAUUUGUCUAUGGAUGACACGAUUGAGAAUUUUCUUCAAAGUCAAAACAAUUUAAUGCCUAUAAGGUAUUCUUAUUCUGAAAUAAAGAGAAUGACUGAUGGUUUCAAGAAUAAACUAGGACAAGGAGGAUAUGGUUUUGUGUUUAAAGGAAAACUUCGAAGUGGUCAACUUGUUGGUAUAAAAUUGUUAAACAAAUCAAAAGCUAAUGGCCAAGAUUUCAUCAAUGAAGUUGCAACUAUUGGAAGAAUUCAUCAUGUUAAUGUGGUAAAACUUAUCGGAUUUUGCGUGAAUGGAUCAAAACAAGCUCUUGUGUAUGACUUCAUGCAGAAUGGAUCUUUAGAUAAAAUAAUAUUUUCAACUGAAAAUAACACUUUAAGUUGGCAAAAAAUGUUUGAGAUUGCACUGGGAGUGGCUCGAGGUAUUGAAUAUUUACAUAGAGGUUGUGAAAUGCAAAUUUUACAUUUUGAUAUCAAGCCACAUAACAUUCUUCUAGAUGAGAACUUUAUCCCGAAAGUUUCAGAUUUUGGCCUUGCAAAGUUGUAUUCAGUGGAUGACAGUAUUGUUUCUCUCACAGCUGCAAGAGGUACAUUAGGAUAUAUGGCUCCUGAAUUAUUUUAUAAAAAUAUUGGAAGCAUCUCAUAUAAAGCCGAUGUUUAUAGUUUUGGAAUGAUGCUAAUGGAAAUUGUGGGAAGGAGAAAAAAUGUGAAUGUCUUUGCUGAACAUUCAAGUCAAAUUUAUUUUCCAUCAUGGAUUUAUGAUCGAUUUGAAGAAGGAGAUAUCAUAGAACUUGGAGAUGUAACGGAAAAUGAAAAUAAAAUUAUGAGGAAAAUGGUAAUAGUAGCGUUUUGGUGCAUACAGAUGAAGCCCUCAGAUCGUCCUUCAAUGAGCAAAGUCUUGGAGAUGCUUGAAAGUGAAGUUGAGCUCCUUGAAAUCCCUCCCAAGCCGCUUUCACUUGAAAUGUCAACGAAAGAUGAGAUCAAUAAUCCAAAGGAACUUCCAUUAUUCGGCCUUCUGGCCCUUGCUUUAUCUCUAUUACCUGAUGUAUGCAUCGCUAGAGGCAAACACAAGCACUGUGGCUCUUCUUUCUGUGGAAACAUUAACAUCACUUACCCUUUUCAAUUAAAAAGUCGGCCUCGGAGUUGUGGUUACAAUCCUUAUGAACUAGUAUGCGAGAAUAACCGCACCAUUUUCUCCAUGAACUAUGGGAAUUUCUAUGUCCAACACAUCUCUUAUAGUAACGAAACCAUUCAACUGUUAGACGUGAGUCUUGACAAGGAUAACUGCUCCAUUCCUCAUAGUUCCUGCCCUUUCUACAUAGCUGCACUAUAUAUAUAUAUAUCUAUCGAACUACCUAGCAUCAUGUAUCUCGUAAAUUGCCCGAUCCAGAUCAACCACUCUUGGGUUUAUAUCGAUGCUUUUCGUUGUACCAAUACCACUUCCUCUCGACCUCCUUACUAUUACUUUUUGGAUGAAAAUACAGCAAAGUCUGAUUUCCAUGAGUCAUGCACAGUUGAAGCGCAGGUUCCAAUCAUGGUUGCCAAUAUCAAUGGCCUCUCUACUUUUGAUAUUUACACAAAGCUGUUGGAGGGAUUCCAACUCUCAUGGUCUUCGUAUGAUGAUAUGUCAAGGAGAGACUCAAUUGUUAACGUGUGA
Molecule: messenger RNA, 1833 nt
Organism: Theobroma umbraticum
Lineage: Eukaryota; Viridiplantae; Streptophyta; Magnoliopsida; Malvales; Malvaceae
Source: RefSeq, a predicted model, not a curated record